Molecule: messenger RNA, 1907 nt
Organism: Phytophthora nicotianae INRA-310
Lineage: Eukaryota; Oomycota; Peronosporomycetes; Peronosporales; Peronosporaceae
Exons: 2
Coding region: 188-1786 (532 amino acids)
Cellular component (GO): catalytic step 2 spliceosome
Source: RefSeq, a predicted model, not a curated record
CAGCUAUACUCCCAGCCUUCCUCAGCCGUAGUCGCUCCAAUGCUUUGGCCACCGCGUCGUCGGCAGCGGUUGCCAUCUUGAAGUGUGUCGCUUCAGAUCAUAGCGCAACAUCACCAACUUAUGUUGCUUAAAGCAACUUAAACCACUAACCCCCCAAAAUCAAGGCCGACCACCAAAGCGCCGAGUGAUGGCAGAUCGGGCGGAGUCGGCGGACGAACGCGCGCUGCGCCGCGAGCUACAGGAACUAGCCAAGAAGCGAGAGGUGCUCGACAGCUCCAAGCGUCGAGGAAGUGGAACAUCAUCGAAAAGCGUAGCAGGUCGGCGUAACGUACUUGCACGACUCGGUGGCGAGCCCACACGGGCAGGAGGCGGCCGACACGUUGUUCAGCUGAAGGAAAACAGUCGGGGUAACGCCUCGAGGAGACCGGGAAAACGCGAUAGCGAGGACAACAAUCAGAAUAAUGCCGCGAAAAGACAGAGACUGCAUUCCGCAGUAACGAGGCCGGAGGGUGCUCAUCACGAAGAGAAAGCAGAGACUAGCAGAGCUUCCACUUCAGCUGCUUCUCCCUCUGCAAACAGCGCUCGUACACAGGAGAGGAAGCAACGCGCUGUGGCGCCGUAUGCACAGAAGGAAGGCAUUGCACGUAGUAGACGCAUGUUUGGCGCAUUGAUGGGCCAUCUAGGCAAGGCAAAGCGGCAGAUUGAGAAGGAUACCGACUUGUUUAAGCGCCAAGACACGAAGCAGCAUGAAGCUGAGCAAAGAGAGAAGUUGCAGAGCCAGAACCUUGAAAUCCAGGCUCGUCAUGAAGCUGAGGUGGCUCGAUUGGAGGCGCUUAUAGUGCGAACUGAGCUUGAUAGAAGCGAACAGAUAGCACGGGCCAAACUAGAGCACUUGCAGAUGCUCCGGAAGAGCGAGAGCCAAUCCAAGUUCUUGGUUACUAUUGCAUCUCCGCCGAUCUAUUACCUUCCAGCAAAGCACACGAAGGAGACCAAGGAGCUGGUUGCUGCGUCGAUGGAAGCUCAUGAAGCCAAGAUGAAAGCGAGUGUCCAGACUCACGAGGAAAAGCUACGGAAGCUGGAAGCGGAGUUUGUGACGAAGUUGGAGAAGCUCCGUGAAGAUUUAGACGGUUUACGCGAGGCUGAGAAGGAGAGGGCAACAGAGAAACGGGUGAAGAAGGAUGAUGUGGUGGAUGAAGACAUGGAUCAUGUCAGCAAAGAACCCGAGGAGGAUAGGAAGGAGGGGGAUGACAGUGACGAGGAGAUGUCCAAUGGCUCACGUAAAGAUUCGACUAUGGAAGUUGAAAACGAGGACGUGUCUGAAGAACAUGAUGCUACUGAAGCAAGGAGGAGUGAUGAUGGAGAAAAUAAUAACAAAUCUGCAGACACGGAGGUUAAAGGAGAGAAGGGUUCAUUUCCACGCAAAACAUUGAACGGCGCCAAAGUGGCUCGCAGCGAUACAGAGACUUCAUCUCCCAGUCGAGUGAAGGAGGAUGAGAAAACGGUAGAGCAGAUAAAGGAGAAAUCAGAGCGCCCGGAACAGAGCGAAGAGGCUGCUGUUACGAAGGAGAGCGCGUCAAAUGGUGACAGUGCGAAGAUGGAGAAUAAUAACGUCAAUGCUGAAGCACAUGCUGAGUUGAAGGAGGACCCGGCGGUCGAUAUCGACAAGAUGAAGGUGACCGAGCUGCGAGCGGAGCUCAAAAAGCGCGGGCUCGACACCAAGGGGCUCAAGGCCAAACUCGUGCAGCGACUCAAGCAGGCGAUGCAUGGAGACGACGAAUCCAAGUAGUUUCGUAUUUAUGCUGGGCAUACACGACAAUACACCAGACUUUGAUACCUGCACGCAAUCAACGCUGUCUUGCCUCUCACAAAAUGCUAAAACUUGAAAAAAAAAAAUUGGUGAACAUCAA